Wasmannia auropunctata (little fire ant) is the source of this 250-nucleotide messenger RNA. Its product is annotated as cytochrome P450 4C1-like. The transcript is spliced from 2 exons. The annotation marks the transcript as partial. Lineage: Eukaryota; Metazoa; Arthropoda; Insecta; Hymenoptera; Formicidae. The record is from RefSeq and is a predicted model, not a curated record.
UAGCAUAUCUAUCAUUCUGUAAUUGUUACAAUUAGAGCAAUGAGGCCGUGGCUGUACUUUGAUUGGAUAUUUUCAUUAACGCCAAAAGGUAGAGAGCAAAAAAAGCUUCUAAAGAUAUUACAUGGAUUUACCGGAAAGAUUAUUGCCGAAAGAAAAGUUUAUCAUGAACGCACUAAUGGUCAAUACUUGAAAAACUUUGGCAAUGAAGAUUUCGCAGAAGAAAAUUACAUAGAAACAACAGAUCGGAAGA